Molecule: messenger RNA, 538 nt
Organism: Bombina bombina (fire-bellied toad)
Lineage: Eukaryota; Metazoa; Chordata; Amphibia; Anura; Bombinatoridae
Product: 60S ribosomal protein L32
Exons: 1
Coding region: 67-474 (135 amino acids)
Biological process (GO): translation
Cellular component (GO): cytosolic large ribosomal subunit; ribosome
Molecular function (GO): structural constituent of ribosome
Source: RefSeq, a predicted model, not a curated record
CCUCCGCUUUCCUCUCUCUCUUCCCCGGGCUGUCUGCGAAGUAGGCAGACACAUCUUACCGGUACCAUGCCUGCACUUCGGCCUCUCAUCAAACCUAAGAUCGUUAAAAAGAGGACAAAGAAGUUCAUCCGUCACCAGUCAGAUCGCUAUGUCAAGAUUAAGCGUAACUGGCGUAAGCCCAGAGGUAUCGACAACAGAGUCCGUAGGCGAUUCAAGGGACAGAUUCUGAUGCCCAACAUUGGUUAUGGUAGCAACAAGAAAACCAAACACAUGCUGCCUUCAGGGUUCAGGAAGUUCUUGGUGCACAAUGUAAAAGAGCUUGAGGUUCUCAUGAUGAGCAACAAGUCUUUCUGUGCAGAAAUCGCUCACAAUGUCUCCUCUAAAAAACGCAAAACUAUUGUGGAAAGAGCAGCUCAACUAGCCAUCAAAGUCACAAACCCCAACGCCAGACUGCGCAGCGAGGAGAACGAAUAAACACUGGUUCUGUGCUUUGUUCAAUAAAAAAAAAUUAAAAUCUAAAAAAAAAAUAAAAUAAAAA